AUGGGGCAUGUGAAUCACUCAGUAGCCUCUGACUUCAUUCUGGUGGGCCUCUUCAGUCACUCAGGGUCACAUCAGCUUCUCUUCUUCCUGGUGGCUGCCAUGUUUCUCAUGGGGCUUCUGGGCAACACUGUUCUGCUAUUCCUGAUCCACGUGGACUACCGGCUCCACACACCCAUGUACUUUCUGCUCAGUCAGCUCUCACUGUUUGAUAUUGGCUUCCCUCUGGUCACCAUCCCCAAGAUGGCAUCAGACUUCCUGCAGGGAGAAAGUUUCAUCUCCUUCGAGGGUUGUGCAGCUCAAAUAUUCUUCCUGACGCUCAUGGGUGUGGCUGAGGGAAUCUUGUUGACCCUAAUGUCCUAUGACCGUUAUGUCGCUGUGUGCCAUCCCCUGCAGUAUCCUUUGCUCAUGAGGCGCCAGGUGUGCCUGCUCAUGGUGGGCUCCUCCUGGCUGGCGGGUAUGCUCAAUGCCUCCAUCCAGACCUCCAUUACUCUGCACUUCGCCUACUGUGCCUCCCGCAUCGUGGACCACUUCUUCUGUGAGGUGCCAGCCCUGCUGAAGCUCUCUUGUGCAGACACCUCUGCUUGUGAGUUGGCGCUGUCCACCUCGGGGGUGCUGAUCCUUGUGCUCCCCCUUUCCCUCUUUGCCACUUCCUACGGCUACGUGUUGGGGGCCAUUCUACGCAUGCGCUCAGAGGAGGCCCGAAACAAGGCCUUCACUACCUGCUCCUCACACAUCACAGUAGUGGGACUCUUUUAUGGAGCAGCCGUGUUCAUGUACAUGGUACCGGGUGCCUACCACAACCCACAAGACAAUGUGCUCUCCCUUUUCUACAGCCUUGUCACUCCCACACUCAACCCGCUCAUCUACAGUCUGAGGAAUCGGGAAGUGAGGAUGGCUUUGGUCAAAGUGCUCAGCAGUGCUGGACUCAGGUUCAACAUUGUUAAGAUGUCACUUCUUCCUAAGGAUGUUAUUAAUUCAGUGCAAUUCUAAUCACAGUCACAGUAAGCAUUUCUUUGUGGUUUCUUUUUUGUUUAAAUUGAAUAGCUCAUUCCAAAAUUCAUGUAGGAAUGCAAAGGACCUGGAAUAGAAAACUGCUGAAAAAGAACAACAAAUCUGGCAGAAGAAUCUUAAGUGAUUUCAAGUCGUUUGAUAAAAUUAGAGCAAUA
Molecule: messenger RNA, 1166 nt
Organism: Equus caballus (horse)
Lineage: Eukaryota; Metazoa; Chordata; Mammalia; Perissodactyla; Equidae
Source: RefSeq, a predicted model, not a curated record